Molecule: messenger RNA, 1968 nt
Organism: Quercus lobata
Lineage: Eukaryota; Viridiplantae; Streptophyta; Magnoliopsida; Fagales; Fagaceae
Product: F-box/RNI-like superfamily protein
Exons: 2
Coding region: 574-1833 (419 amino acids)
Molecular function (GO): protein binding
Source: RefSeq, a predicted model, not a curated record
UUCACAUGAUUCACAGGACAUUGCAAAGUCAUUUCAAGUAAUUUUACCACACAGCUUAUUCUAUUCUCCCGGAUUUUGGGUGGGUCAAGUACAAUACAUACGGUACCCGUUGAACUCUCAAACCCUCCAAAAAACGACCAAAACCACUUCAUUUUCAUUCUCUCUCUCUCUCUCUCUCUCUCUAUAGGGUGGCGGAUCUCUCUCCCAUUGUCACGCCUGCGAUCAAGCUCUCCUUGACUCACUUUUCCUUUAUCAAAAUCCCACCUUUCUUCUCAUUUCUUACUCUUAUCAUUGCAGCUCUUUCAUUGCUAUCUUAUCCUCAGGAUCCCAUUAAAUUUGGUGUGCUUAUAGGUUGUUUUCUCUGUUGGGUAGCUUUCCUGUUUGUGGAUCAUUGCAUUGGUGAAGAAGAUAUUUGCUGUGGUUUCAAAGGUUUAUGACUUUAUGGUGUUUUGUGAAAGAUUUGGCGGUUUGCUUCUUGGAAAUUAAGCAAUUUCCAUUUGUUUGAUCUUUUUUGUGGGAAACCCAGGUUGUGGAUUUUGGUUGUUGAUUCAUUUGUUUGUUUAUCUUUGAGUUAUGGAGGAUCUUCCUGUUGAAGUUGUUGGGAACAUACUAUCCAGGCUAGGAGCCGCCCGAGAGGUAGUGGUAGCCUCUGCAACUUGUCGUAAAUGGCGAGAAGCUUACCGCAAACACCUUCACACACUGUCAUUCAAUUCCACUGAUUGGGCUGUUUACCGUGAUUUGACCCCUAUUCGGCUAGAAAUCUUGAUAACUCGAACGAUAUUUCAAACCACGGGAUUACAAGGUCUGUCAAUUCUGAUGGAUGAUGUUGAUGUGUUCUCAGCUUCCGCUGUCAUUGCAUGGCUUAUGUAUACCAGGGAAACAUUGCGCCGAUUGAUUUAUAAUGUUCGGACUUCUCCAAAUGUAAACAUUCUUGAAAUAUGUGGCAGGCAAAGGCUGGAAUCUUUGUUGCUGGCCCAUAAUUCCAUUACUGGGGUUGAACCCAAUUUUCAAAGAUUUCCUUGUUUGAAAUCCCUAUCUUUAAGUUGUGUCAGUAUUUCAGCAUUGGAUCUGAGUCUUCUCCUCACUGCCUGCCCAAAGAUUGAAACCUUGGAACUUGUGGAUCCAGAGAUUGCAAUGUCAGAUGCACAAGUGACAGUUGAGCUGACAAGUCCCACAUUGAAGAGUAUAUAUGUCGAAGGAAUCAGUCUGGACAAGUUUAUAUUGGAGGCUGAUAGUAUUGAGUGCUUGCACUUGAAAGAUUGUGCCCUUGAGAUUUUCGAACUCAUUGGAAAGGGGACCUUGAAGCACUUCAAGAUUGAUGAUGUUAGUGUGUUACAUCUUGAUAUUGGCGAGCUUGUAGAAAAUCUUGAGAUUGUAGAUAUCAGCAACUUCACAAUUAUAUGGCCAAAGUUCUACCAAAUGAUCUCAAGAUCGUCAAAAUUACAGAGGCUUCGCCUUUGGGAUAUGGUGUUUGAUGAAGAGGAUGAGAUUGUGGAUUUGGAAACAAUUGCUGUUUGUUUCCCACAGCUGAGUCACCUUUCAUUGAGUUAUGACUUAAGAGAUGGAGUGCUUCACUAUGGUUUGCAAGGGUCUUCUCACUUGGUGAAUGUGACUGUGUUGGAGAUUGGUUGGAUUGUAAUCAAUGAUCUAUUCUCACAUUGGGUUGAGGGGCUGCUAGAACGAUGCCCAAAUCUUAAGAAGUUGAUUAUUCAUGGGAUUAUUUCGGAGGCAAAAUCACAUGAUGAAUGCCAAAUUUUGGCCAGAUUUACAUCUUCCAUUGUUCAGCUCAUGAGAAAGUAUUUGCAUGUUGAGGUGCAGUUUGAGUAUCAGUAGAAAUCUGCAAAAUGCAAUAAUUGAAAUAUUUUUGGUUCUGAUUUGAUGUGUAUAGGCACAUACACAGGUAUAUUUUACAGCGUAGAGCUGGAACAUCUUUUCAUGCCUUACAAAUGAUAGCUCAAAUUUCUUCAA